CUAGUGGGAUAAAGUUCUACAUAGGGUAAAAUAGAAACAUUGGAUUUGCUCUUUUUUCUCCUUUAUACACCUUCCCCACUCACUUUACUCCCUUCAAUGACCUACUACAAAACCAUCUUUUUCCCCAAAUGUCAAGUACAGUGUAGGAAAAAUGAGCUCCCAUUUCCUCUCACUAACUCUCCAACUACUUAUUUCAUUUGUUUCAACAAAAUCCCAAUCCAUGAAAUCCUCCCACCUUCUUGAUUUGCUCAUAAGGGACUACACAUUCCAAUCCUACCGCCACAAGCCCUUCAAAACCGGCAGAAUCAACCCGGUCCACCUCCCGCCCGCCAACUUCACCGGGAUCACGGUCGACGCGGCCCGGUUCCGGUGCGGUAGCCUGCGGAGGUACGGCGCAACCGUUGCAGAAUUCCGCGUCCCGCCCGGUCCCACACUCCAACGUUGCUCGAAAAGGCUGAUGUUAAUCCGACAAAACCUCGGGCCGAACUGGUCGAAAGUGUACUACGACGACUACGAGUUGUCGGGGUAUGCCCUCGUUUCUCCCGUUCUAGGGUUGCUCGCAUACAACGCGGGUGACAACGACGACGACGACAACAACAACAACAACAACAACAACAGUACUGAUGAUAAUAACAAUCCUCGUGUCCCGUUCGAAAUCGGGAUUACUCGAACGGGACACGAGGAACCGAUCACUGUUGAUUUCACUGACACAGCAGUGAUCGGUCGUCCUCCCUCCCGCGGGACCGUACCAUUGUGUGCGAGUUUCGGGAGGGACGGGGAGGUGGCGGUGGCGGGAAUGGCGUCGCGGGACGACCGCCGCCGCGUUUGCGUGGCGGGAGGGACGGGGCAUUUCGGGCUGGUGGUGGAGGCGCCGACGAUGCCGUGGAAGGGUGGAUAUGAUCAUGAUGAGAAGAAGAAGGUGGUGAGUAGAGGGAAGAUGGUGGUUGGGGGCUCAUUUGGGGUGGCUUUAGGGGCUUUCCUCAUGGGGUUGUUGGUGGUGGCGGUUAUGGUGAAGGCGAAAAACAAGGCGAGAAUGGCGGAGGAGUUGGUUAGGAAGGCUUAUGAAGAGGAAGCUUUGCAGGUUUCCAUGGCUGGACUUCAUACAGCUCCAUAGCUAAGCUAAGCUAGCAUCUCUUUCC
This is a messenger RNA of Cuscuta campestris, 1139 nucleotides long. Lineage: Eukaryota; Viridiplantae; Streptophyta; Magnoliopsida; Solanales; Convolvulaceae. The record is from the annotation of a GenBank genome assembly.